AAACUUUGAAUGAUUUAAACCCUUUUCAGUAUAAGUCAUGAUGUAAACUUUGAGAUCGUCCCUAAAAUCAAUAAUGAAGUGCCUCAGGUGAAACUUUCAAUUAUAACUUCAGUAUUCACGCGGAAAUGGCGAAUGCAAGUUCGUUUACAAAAUACAGAAGUUGGAGUACUGUGUCGGAGGAUCCCAAUGAUGUAGGGAGAAUUUAUACACCCGAAACUCCAGCCCAAAAGAAACUUAAAAGAACUUUCAGCACAUGGGCAUUUUCUUUGGUUAUUUUGAGCUUAAGUGUUAUGUUUUUAGUCGGAUUAAUGGUUGGAUAUUUUUUGAAAGAAUCUCAUGAAGAUGAAAGCAGUUUUGGAAAAAGAAGGGAUAAAAUUGACUCUCACAUGCUUCAUUCUGUACAUGAAAACAUCAUGUAUUUUAUUUCAAAUGACAAUGUUCGAAAAAUAUCAAGAGAUUUGAAGUUAUUGAAAGAUGUAAGACAAACAGAAUAUGUGAAGAAAGAAUUACAGACCUAUGGAUUGGACCGUGUAGAAGUCCAGGAAUAUGAUGUAGUGGUGACCUAUCCUGAUCCAGCCAGACCAAAUCAACUAGUAGUCAUUAACUCCUCAGGACGGGUGUUGAAGAAUGUAACACUGGGUAAAUCCAAGGUGACCAACAAAGUAGAAGAAAUUAUUAAGGAUGGGAGAGGAGAUGUAACAAGGCUGUCACCAAAUGAAGUUGAGGUAUUCAACUUCCAGGGAGAACUAGUAUAUGGUGAUUAUGGUAGAAAUAUGGACUUAGUUAAGAAGAAUCGAUCUAUGUCUCUCCAGGGCAAGGUGUUGAUGAUCCGACAAGGAGAAGUAUCCAUAAAGGAGAAGAUUAGAAAUGGCAUCACCUUUGGUGUGAGAGGUAUAUUGAUACAAAAUACAGAGGAAGAAAAAAUGGCAGACAUCACUGACUGUCUAGAUACAAGCCAACAGUAUCCAUUUCCAGUACAGAUGUUAUCCAGAAAUAUUUCUGAACAGUUACUGAUGUAUUAUUCAACACUAAAUAGAAAUGUAUCUGUAAGAUUGAUGUCAAAUUAUAUGCAGAUAACACAGAGUGUCAAGAAUGUGGUCGCUAGUAUAACAGGAGAUUUAGAACGAGAUAGAUUUAUCCUGAUUGGUGCCUCCAGAUCAAAGCUACAAGUAGGUACCAGCUAUCUGUUAGAGUUAGCCAGAAGUUUUAAAGACAUGCAGAGAGGAAAUGGAUGGACUCCAUGGAGAAGUGUCAAAUUUUAUUCCUGGGACCAUGAUGGUAUCUCAGAUCUGGGUUUUAGUCAGUACCUUAAGAUGCAGACCAUGUCCACCCAAUCAUCAGCUGUAGCUUACAUUGACCUUGACCUUGCACAGAUUAGUAAUGGAUCUCAUUGGUUACAUCUAGCAGGAAGUUCAAUGUUCUCUGAACUUGUUAGCAGUGUGGUAAAGGAGGUUCCAGAUCCAAAUAACGAUAAUUUAGUAUUAGAGAACACAUGGGAUGGUUUGUUACACAAUAUGAAAACAGAGACAAAGAUCCAGCAGUUUGGGGUACCAGUCUUUCAUGCUUCUGUAUCACAGACACAUAACCUUACUCAGACAUCAGAUGAUGAUCACCAUCACAUGUACAGUUUAGCAGCAGCAAGAGUUGCUUCCCUUGUAACACUUAGACUGUUGGAUGAGGAACUUCUACCAUUCAAUAUAACAUUCUUUACUAGUAAUGUUUAUAAUGCUAUAAUGAAAACAGUGCUGUUGAUAAAAGAAAGCAGUUCAAAACUUUUAAGUACAGAUAUUAUACUCGAACAGGCAACUGAAUUGAAAAAUGCAGGAAAGACAUUUUCUGAAUACAUUCCACAACUUUUAAAAUCCAAGGAUCGUUUAGCAGUGAGAAGAAUAAAUGAUGCAAUAAUGAGAUUACAGAGAAUUUUAUUAAUGCCAAAUAAAUACAGAUCUCAUUACUCACUUUUGCAAGAAAGUAAAACAGAGGGACUUUCGUCUUCCAUUAAAAACUUGUUACCAUUAGCAACAGUAACUAAUGACUACAGCCAAAUACAGUGUUUAUUAAAAAGCAUUGGACAAGUUUUACAUGAAGCAAUAUUUUGUUUGCAAAGUAUUUGAUGUAUGUUUCAAAACUUUGAUUUUAAUUGUUUGAUACUGUUGAAUGGUGGUCAAAGAGAGUUAGUUGUUUUCCAAGUAUUUAAUGCAUUAAUCUGUAUGAUGAUACAUACUUGAAUUUCUGAGUAGAAGACCAUUUGAAUACUACUCCUAUUUUUGGAUUUAUAGAUGUGAAUUUUUUAAAGAAGAGUAGUUUAACCAUGUUCUUUUAUUUUGCUAUGAAAGACAGUUUACUUAAAGUUUUAAAACUUAUUUAUUGGAAUAAAUGUAAAUUGUAAAAAUUCAUAAAGCAAGUGAAACAUUUUAAAACAACAGCCUAUGAUUUUGUUUAUAUGAUAGAGUGAAUGUGAUGUUGAUUUCCAUAGAAAUCUAUAGAUUUUGGUUUUAUAUAAUUAAUUUUUUAUCUAAUUGUCCAAUCAUUUAGAAAUUUGACACACAAGUCUUUUAGACAAUAAUAUAUGACCAAAUUGAUUUUAAAAAUUCCAACUUGAGUUACUAACUAAAGACAGAAAAUUUAAGGAACAGUACCAAAGCAGCCAGAAUUACAGAUUUUCACACUGUAUGUAAUAUGUUUUUUUCAGUUUUCAUCAAGUACACAGCUUUUUUGAAAAUACAUUUCAUGUAAAUAAGCUAGAAAAACACUUAUUUGCACUUUGUACAGUUUCACUUUGAUCCUACUGCCUAGAUUGUUAGGUCAAGAACAGGGUGUGAGUGAUACUUAAAAAAACCAGGCAAUGAUUUCACAUAACAAUGCAUUAUCGUGACAUUUUCAUGUCAGUCCAUAUCAAUUUAUCAAUGAAAUGCAUGCACCGUCAUUCAUUCAACUGAACAACUAAAACAAUACUUUGUACACAUACAAAUAGUUUUGACAACUGCUUCAUGUAAUUUCAUAUUCUAAACCAAACAAAGGAUAUAGUUAAGACAAAUUGCAAAUAAAAAUAAUAAUGGCAUUUUAUUUUUUAAUACGUACCUCAUCAGUUGAAAUAUCUGCUUGCCUGGUCAGGGUCGCCUGAUAUUCUUGCUGAUAAAGUUAAUAUAGAAACAGAAAUACCAUUAUUUUUUAUGUAUUUACUUGUUGCUGUGGUCAUGUAAUGCUGCCAUUGUUAUAGCCCUUUAUUUAAGUGAUCUAUAAAAUAAAUAUUUUUUUGUGUUUCUCAAGAAAUAUUUACUAUAAAAAUGAGUUUUUCAGAACAAAUUGUAAAGAUGAAUGUUUGGUACUCUGUUGCACUCAAUGUAUGAAAGAGAACUUGUGAAAAAGAGAAAGAAUGAAUAAAAAAAUGAACUUUACAUUCAUGAAAGGCAGCAACAUUUUUUAUCAAAUGAAAAGUGAGCUCAAAUAUUUUGUCCAUGCACUUAGGUAGAUGAUUUUACAGAGUGCAUUCCUGAAUAAUUUUUGUCAUUGUAAAUUAUAUUAUCGUAUGAUGGUCAAUAAAAGUUUUAAUUAA
Messenger RNA from Mytilus californianus (California mussel), 3556 nucleotides. RefSeq names its product transferrin receptor protein 2-like. The transcript is spliced from 12 exons. Bases 126 to 2114 code for a protein of 662 amino acids. Gene Ontology annotation, molecular function: carboxypeptidase activity. Lineage: Eukaryota; Metazoa; Mollusca; Bivalvia; Mytilida; Mytilidae. The record is from RefSeq and is a predicted model, not a curated record.